AUGGUAGAAGAUGGAAAUUCGCAGACGAUAUCAUUAGAUGAGAUGUUUAAAAAUCGAUAUUCCAUGGAAAACGAAGCGUAUCGGAAAAUAAGUGAGGGAUUCAAAGAUCCAAUAAUUGUUCAUCCAUGGAAGCCCCGAGAUCAACAAAGAGGAUUCAACAAUCGUGGAAAUUAUCAGGGUGGUGGCGGACAUAAACGAAAAAAUUACGGUGGAAAUUAUCCGAAUAAUUAUGACAAACGACGAAGAGGCAAUUGGAAUUCUGGUCAAAGUUGCUUCUCCAAAAUAAACCUCAAAGAUUUGAUGAUCGAAGCGACAAUUCGAAUCGUAAUCGACAAUGAAGCUUUAAUCCUACUAACAAUCUCAACAGCAAUGGUCUCAUUCAUUCGUUGUGCUUUCCCGGAAUCCGCAACCAAUUUGAUGGUGUAUUAG
This is a messenger RNA of Caenorhabditis bovis, 429 nucleotides long. The record is from the annotation of a GenBank genome assembly. Lineage: Eukaryota; Metazoa; Nematoda; Chromadorea; Rhabditida; Rhabditidae.